AUGGAUAGUGUCACCCUACUUGAAUCAUUAGAUAACGUCGACGCCGACCUCGAAAGCCUGGAAGCAGUACUCAAGCCCAUAUUAGACGAUUCCUUACAUAGCGCAACCCGAAAACUUCCCAUUCUUGAUAGAGCAAAGCUGAACGUCACAGUGGUAUACGCCAUUGAGUCUCUUCUUUUCUCCUAUCUCAAGAUCAAUGGAGUCGAUCCGAAGGAUCAUCCAGUAUGGAAAGAACUUGCAAGAGUAAAGCAGUACUUUAGCAAAGUCAAAGAAGCUGAGGAGAAACACACAAAGCCAGCAAUGACGCUCAAUAAGCAGGCGGCUGCGAGAAUGAUACAACACUCCUUGGCUGGCAACGGAAACGCCGACAUGGCGAAACGCGCGGAAGAACUGAAGAAACUCAUCAUUGCGAAAAAGCUUCGGAAGGUCUCUACUGCGAGUCCUGUCUCAGCUAGUAUCGACGCAAGCCCUUCCACGCCUGCGCUACCAGUCACUCCCCUCGAAGCUGCACAGACGGCCGAACUGCUUGCUUCAGUUGCCAAGGAAAUCGAAAUGCAAGAUCAGGAAGGCUCGGAAGAAGGAGAAAUUGAUGAAACUCCUAAGAUGCAGCACCCUUUGCCAUCAAGACCCUCCCUUGACCUAACGCAGGAUCAGGCCUCACUCAAGAAACGAAAGCACCCCGAUUUCCAGACAAACGGAUCGACCAGUCUGUCUAAAUCAGAGAAGAAGGCUCGCAAGAAGGCCAAGAAAGAUGCCAGAAACACUGGCUGA
This is a messenger RNA of Lithohypha guttulata, 771 nucleotides long. RefSeq lists its product as uncharacterized. Gene Ontology annotation, cellular component: nucleolus; exosome (RNase complex). The transcript is spliced from 3 exons. Gene Ontology annotation, biological process: regulation of gene expression; maturation of 5.8S rRNA. The coding region runs from base 1 to 771 and encodes 256 amino acids. The record is from RefSeq and is a predicted model, not a curated record. Gene Ontology annotation, molecular function: RNA binding; DNA binding. NCBI's taxonomy places the organism in Eukaryota, Fungi, Ascomycota, Eurotiomycetes, Chaetothyriales, Trichomeriaceae.